Contarinia nasturtii (swede midge) is the source of this 1019-nucleotide messenger RNA. It is a transcript of the gene Sod3, whose product is annotated as extracellular superoxide dismutase [Cu-Zn]. NCBI's taxonomy places the organism in Eukaryota, Metazoa, Arthropoda, Insecta, Diptera, Cecidomyiidae. Gene Ontology annotation, biological process: removal of superoxide radicals. The transcript is spliced from 4 exons. Bases 187 to 720 code for a protein of 177 amino acids. Gene Ontology annotation, molecular function: copper ion binding; superoxide dismutase activity. The record is from RefSeq and is a predicted model, not a curated record.
UGUGUGCUUAGUUCAUUACAAGUUGUGACUGAAAACAGUUGAGGUUUGACUGUCAAACUGUAUUUAUUAUUUUACAUUCUCUUUCUUAAUUCCAUUAGUAUCGGAUCAAAAGCAUUUUUUCGCCACUUUUUCGAAAAUUCAAACAAUUUUUUUCAACGCAAAUCCUAGCCAAAGUUUUCAGCAACCAUGCUCAAACUUAUCAUAGUGGUCGCAAUUCUUACAUUGUUUGUGGUUGGUCACACAAAUGCCGAGAAUACUAAGCCGUUGCGUGCGAUAGCUGUAAUCAAUGGUCCAAAUGGUGUUUAUGGAAAUGUAACAUUUUCGCAAAAUGGAUGCGGUGAAAGUGUUCUUAUCGAAGUAUCUGUAGUUGGUCUUUCGCCAGGUGAACAUGGUUUCCAUGUUCAUGAAAAGGGUGAUCUAUCGAAUGGAUGUUUGAGCACCGGCGGACACUAUAAUCCAGAAAAGCUGGAUCAUGGUGCACCAAAUGACCAAGUCCGACACAUUGGUGACCUUGGAAACAUCCGUGCAAAUGAACAAGGUGUUGCUGAAACAAAAUUCUCUGAUCAAGUCAUCACGUUGGCUGGUCAUUGGUCGAUUGUUGGACGUGCGGUUGUUAUUCACAGUGGAAUUGAUGAUUUAGGCAAAACAAAUCAUCCAGACUCAAAGAAAACCGGAAAUGCUGGCGGUCGCGCUGGAUGUGGUGUUAUUGGCAUUAUGUAAAUAAUAGUUUAUUGUGAAUUUCUUUAGAAAUAUGUUUAUUUUUCUUCCAUUCAUGUUUACUGCAUAUUCGAAAAAUCGGUACUGGAUCUAGAUAAUACAUUUCUAACAGAAAACAUAUUUUGUCUAUACUUUUUUGUUUGUAAAUUGUUUUUUUAAAAUUUGUGGCAAUAUCCACAAUCGUCUGUUUGAAACAGUUGAAGAAGUAAGUGGCGGUGGUGGUGCUCAUUUUAAUUACUCAUUAUAUGUAUACGAUGUAUGUACUAAACCUUACAUAAAGUGAAGUAUCUUAUUGCAUACCA